Oncorhynchus tshawytscha (Chinook salmon) is the source of this 3865-nucleotide messenger RNA. Its product is annotated as moesin-like. Lineage: Eukaryota; Metazoa; Chordata; Actinopteri; Salmoniformes; Salmonidae. Gene Ontology annotation, molecular function: cell adhesion molecule binding; actin binding. The record is from RefSeq and is a predicted model, not a curated record. Gene Ontology annotation, cellular component: adherens junction; filopodium; microvillus. Gene Ontology annotation, biological process: positive regulation of protein localization to early endosome; regulation of organelle assembly; positive regulation of early endosome to late endosome transport. The transcript has 13 exons. The coding region runs from base 259 to 1998 and encodes 579 amino acids.
UUGCGUUGGGUGUGGUUUUUCAGUCACAGUGCAGGAAAUCAAGCUCUGGACCACGACUUUGAGGCGAAACAAAGAAGUAGUCAAAUACGAGUAGCCUUCUUUAGGUUGUGGGAAAAGUUUGAAAUCAAAGAUAAACUGAACGUGACUGACGCUAUUUCAGAUUGCGCACCUUAUCUAAUGGACACACGUUUUAGUUGACUCCAUUGUUGCCAUCAUCCAAUUCCUGACAUCAGUGACUAAAGACCGAGAACUGCAAAAAUGCCAAAGACGAUUAGUGUGCGAGUUACCACAAUGGAUGCAGAGUUGGAGUUUGCCAUCCAGGCCAACACAACGGGAAAGCAACUCUUUGACCAGGUUGUGAAGACAAUCGGACUGCGGGAGGUGUGGUUCUUUGGUCUGCAGUACCAGGAUACAAAAGGUUUCUCGACCUGGCUCAAGCUCAAUAAGAAGGUGACAGCCCAGGAUGUAAGGAAGGAGAGCCCACUGCUGUUCAAGUUCCGGGCCAAGUUCUUCCCUGAGGAUGUGUCAGAGGAGCUGAUCCAGGAGGCCACCCAGAGGCUGUUCUUCCUGCAGGUAAAGGAAGGGAUCCUCAACGAUGACAUCUACUGCCCCCCGGAGACGGCUGUGCUGCUGGCCUCCUACGCCGUGCAGGCCAAGUACGCCGAUUACAACAAGGAGAUUCACUUGCCAGGAUACCUGUCCAGUGAAAAACUGCUGCCUCAGAGGGUCCUGGACCAGCACAAGCUCAACAAGGAGCAGUGGGAGGAGAGAAUCCAGGUGUGGCAUGAGGAACACAAGGGCAUGCUCAGAGAGGAUUCAAUGAUGGAGUACCUGAAGAUCGCCCAGGAUCUGGAGAUGUACGGUGUCAACUACUUCAGCAUCAAGAACAAGAAAGGAUCAGAGUUGUGGUUAGGAGUAGACGCCCUGGGACUCAACAUUUACGAACAAAAUGAUAAGAUGACACCUAAAAUUGGAUUCCCAUGGAGUGAAAUCAGGAAUAUUUCCUUCAACGACAAGAAGUUUGUCAUCAAACCCAUUGACAAGAAAGCACCAGACUUUGUAUUCUAUGCUCCACGACUGCGUAUCAACAAGCGCAUCCUGGCACUUUGCAUGGGCAAUCAUGAGCUGUAUAUGCGUCGCCGCAAACCAGACACCAUCGAGGUACAGCAGAUGAAGGCCCAGGCCAGAGAGGAGAAGAACCACAAGAAGAUGGAGAGGGCACUGCUGGAGAACGAAAAGAAGAAGAGAGAACUUGCUGAAAAAGAAAAGGAAAAGAUUGAAAAGGAGAAGGAGGAGCUUAUGGAGAGACUGAAACAGAUUGAGGAACAGACAAAAAAAGCUCAGCAAGAGUUGGAGGAGCAGACACGGAGGGCCCUGGAGUUGGAGCAGGAGAGGAAGCGUGCUCAGGAGGAGGCGGAGCGUCUGGAGAAGGAACGCAGGAUGGCUGAGGAGGCCAAGACCGCCCUGCUCCAGCAGUCUGAGAACCAGAUGAAGAACCAGGAACACUUGGCCACGGAACUGGCUGAGCUGACCUCAAAGAUCUCCCUACUGGAGGACGCCAAGCAGAAAAAGGAGGAUGAGGCAACGCAGUGGCAACAGAAGGCCUGCAUGGUGCAGGAGGACCUGGAGAAGACCAAAGAGGAGCUGAACAGCAAAAUCAUGGCAUCACACAUACAGGAGCCUAUGCAGGCCGAGAAUGAGCAUGACGAGAAUGACGAGACCAGCGACCAGGCCAGUGCCGAGUUCACGGGCGGCAUCUCCUACAAAGACCGCAGCGAGGAGGAGCGUAUGACCGAAGCCGAGAAGAACGAGCGCGUGCAGCAACACCUGCUGGCUUUGAGCUCGGAGUUGGCCAUCGCUCGAGAUGAGACCAAGAAAACCGCAAAUGACAUCAUCCAUGCGGAUAAUGUGAAAGCUGGACGGGACAAGUACAAGACCCUCCGGCAGAUUCGGUCGGGCAACACCAAGCAGCGUAUAGACGAGUUUGAGUGUAUGUGAUGUAUCUUGUUUGCAACUACUAUAACCCCCACAGCGGUGCCAUACUUGGUCCAUUCAUUCUAGACUGCAGACCUGCCUCACACAAGCUACAGUGCCUUUUACCCAAACAAGACCAGAAUACAUAUCAAAAAGCAAAACAAAAGUACAGCAAAAUGUAUAUGAAUAAUGGUGCACAAAUCACAUUACAAGUAAUGUUAUUCAGAAUUAUGAAAUAAGUGGAUGCAUCAGGGACAUUUUUUAUAGAAGAAUGGUUUAAAGUGAAUAAAAUGUGAUAAUACAUUUUUCCAGCCUUUGAAUUUGGGUUAUAGAUGGAGGGUGUUUUUAUUGAUUAUAAUUUAGUUAUUUUUAAGUGAUUCAUCUCUCCCACUGUUUUAAACUAAAAAUUAACAAAACAACACAAUGCAGGACAGCUGCAAUUACGUUAUGGUUGGCCACAUUUUAGGUGUCAUUAUUUCAGAGCAGGUUUGUUUAUUUUGAAGUAGACCUAUUACUGUAAGCAUUUUCCACAAAUUAAGAGAAAACAUCCAACUGUAAUUAGAUUGUAGUUUUUUAUUAUAUUGUAAUUUUAGGCAUUUAAAGAGAUUUGUUGUCUUUCUAAGAGAAGGACAUCUUUGUUUGGAAACUCUCAACAGUAUUACUUUUACAUAAGAUUUUAUUAAGUCCAUAUGAAAUAAGCGCUGGAAUACCACGUUUACCAUUUUCAGAGAGACACAUACUUAUGAAUGACUCUUUAUAGACCAAGUGUAUCUGCUAUGACAUAUAGCCAUGCACACUAGUAGCUACCAUGAUUAGGGGUUUGUUUUUGUAUAUCAAUACUUUGCUAAGUAUUUUAUUAUAUGGAAUUUUUAGAAAUAUGAUUCUAAGGCCUGUCUUGAAGGAUUUAUUUUGUGAUUUGGAUUUUUCAAUAAAACAGGUUAUGAUGUGUAAAAAGAUGGAUGUCUUAUGAAAUGUAAAGUUGUCUGCAUGCUUCCCAUCCGAAACAGUUCAAAAUAGUUUGUGUAUAUAUUAUGACGACAUGUUGUGACGUUUUGGUCUUCUGCAAUGUUGUUUUUGGGGGGCUGUUCGUGCACACAAUUUUAGUUUCUUGAGGUAAAUUGAAAUUCGGUAACUGAAGUCUAUGCGCCUUCAGCAUUGGUCAACAGUAGGGAUUCUUCAAUCAAGUGUUUGUUGUCAGUCAGCGUGAGACAACUCGUUUUCAUGCAAAAAUCACCUGAGAAAUACUAUAACAAACAUCUUAGAUAUAAAAUUGCGCCACUAAAACCUUAUUUUUGAUGAAUUCAGAUUAUUUUGAGGAAGUGUACACUGGCUACGGCGCCUCAAGAGGGACAAAGAGUAGUAACGACCCUGGGUUUACAAUAGCGGAUAUCGACUCUGCGGCUUGAGCAUGAUUUUGCGGCACAGUCGAUAGCGCGCUGGAUUUCGGACUAGAAGGUUGAGGGCUCGAGACCUGCUCCCUGCCUGUUUCAUUACGCUCUAACCCCAGGGUCGUUACACUACUCCCCCUUUUCAAAGAGCGCGUCCUCGCGCUAGCUUGCGACUCGAUGUCAUAUAGGAACGCGCUCACAUGCCACGCGCCCAUAUUGCCGCUACUUUCUCAUUCAUUUUUCAAGCGAAGGUCUUUUAAGGGAGUAUGCGAGGCACAGACGUUCACUUCGCCUAGCUGAGUUUGGCUAGGAGCAAACCGAACCUAGUAUGCAGAUGUCUUAAGUGUCCCGCUAGCCUUUUGUCAAUUCAAUUAUAUGCAUGACUGGAAGCCACCAGCCAGAAUCAAAACAAGGAUGUUACAGUACAAGGCAGUGCUUUGUCUUCAGCAGACAUUUGCUGCUAGUCUUCAUUUCAACUGUCAUUAAAAGCAGAAACUACAGUU